UUGGAGUGGAACUACGAGAGGCGGCGCGAGGCACAGAACAUCCUCCCAUUCCUCGCACUCGGACCCAUGACUGCCGCAAAGGACGAAGGCUACCUGCGGCUAAACGAUGUCACCAUGCUGCUGGGCGUGCGGCAGAAACACGGUUUCCAGAGCAAGCUCAUGAACAGUGCGCUGCGGACAGCCGAAAAGCUGAACCUUGCAUGCGAGACGAUCGAUUUGACGGGCAACCAGGACCUGAUUCGCAGCUUCCAGCACACGACUGCUAUCAUUAACAACCACCUCUCGCAGGUCCAUCAGCAGACUGGUAGGCUCGGCAAGGUUCUGGUAUUCUGCGAGAGUGGUAAUGAGCGCAGUGCAGGAGUGGUGGCUGCCUAUCUGAUGGAGACGCAUGAGGACGUGGAUCAUAUCAAGGCCAUGCAGCUCUGUCAAGCACAGCGCUUCUGCGUCAACUUCGACGAUGGUAUGAAGAGACUGCUUCAGGGAUACUGGGACAUUUUGUGCGCGAGACGUGCCGUGGCAGUCCAG
This is a messenger RNA of Pseudocercospora fijiensis CIRAD86, 525 nucleotides long. RefSeq lists its product as uncharacterized. The annotation marks the transcript as partial. Gene Ontology annotation, molecular function: F-box domain binding; protein tyrosine/serine/threonine phosphatase activity. NCBI's taxonomy places the organism in Eukaryota, Fungi, Ascomycota, Dothideomycetes, Mycosphaerellales, Mycosphaerellaceae. The record is from RefSeq and is a predicted model, not a curated record. Gene Ontology annotation, cellular component: nucleoplasm; cytoplasm. Gene Ontology annotation, biological process: protein dephosphorylation; negative regulation of SCF-dependent proteasomal ubiquitin-dependent catabolic process; negative regulation of protein binding. The transcript has a single exon.